AGGAAGCUCGGAACCAGAAGGCUCCGGGGCCCAGGGUUGCCUGCCAUGUCUGCGGGAAGCCCCGGCGUGGGAUCCGUGUCCCUGGACUCCUCCAUGUUCUCCAUACCCUUGGUCGCACUCAACGUGGGAGUGAGACGCCGCCUCUCGCUAUUCUUGAACGUUCGGACGCCCGUGGCAGCCGACUGGACCGUGCUGGCAGAGGAGAUGGGCUUCGAGUACUUGGAGAUCCGAGAGCUGGAGACACGCCCCGAUCCCACUCGCAGUUUGUUGGAUGCCUGGCAGGGACGCUCUGGCGCGUCGGUCGGCAGGCUGCUAGAGAUGCUGGCCUUGUUAGACCGUGAGGAUAUACUGAAGGAGCUGAGGCCUCGCAUCGAGGAGGACUGCCGGAAAUACAUAAAGAAGCUGCAGGACCAGGAGUCUGAGAAGCCCUUACAGGUGGCCAGAGUGGAAAGCAGUGUCCCACAAACAAAGGAGCUGGGAGGCAUCACCACCCUUGAUGACCCCCUGGGACAAAUGCCAGAGCUUUUUGAUGCCUUCAUCUGCUACUGCCCCAGUGAUAUUGGGUUUGUGCAGGAAAUGAUCCGGCAACUAGAACAGACAGACUAUCGGCUUAAGUUGUGCGUGUCCGAUCGUGAUGUCCUGCCCGGCACCUGUGUCUGGUCCAUUGCCAGCGAGCUCAUUGAGAAAAGGUGUCGCCGCAUGGUGGUGGUUGUUUCUGACGAUUAUCUACAGAGCAAGGAAUGUGACUUCCAGACCAAGUUUGCUCUCAGCCUGUCUCCAGGUGUCCAGCAGAAGCGACUGAUCCCUAUCAAAUACAAAGCUAUGAAGAAGGACUUUCCCAGUAUCCUGCGGUUCAUCACUAUCUGCGACUAUACCAACCCUUGCACCAAGUCUUGGUUCUGGACCCGCCUUGCCAAGGCUUUGUCCCUGCCCUGAAGAUGACCCUUGGAGCCCUAGGGCAGAGGUGAAGAUGAGCUGACUUGGAGCCGGAUUCUCUGAUGCUGUCUUGUCUACAUCUUUGACUGCCCUCAGGCUCAGCCCAUGUUCAGUGGUGACUGGCCUGAGCAAACUGGGACUGCCUUUCAUUCCCACCCACCCAUGCCAGUGCAUGCCUCUCAGUUUUGCCUUGCUUGAGGUGGGAUACUGUCCUCUGACAUGCCUAUGAGCUGGGUCACUAGGACGACAAGGACAAUGUCAUCAGGGAAGCUUCUUCCCUGGCUCACCAACAUGAAGGCUUUCUACCAACUUUCUGUACCUCAAUUACUAGAUUUGUUAACAAGCCGCAAACACACAAAAACAUUCCAUCCCCGGUGGCUGAAGGCAUGUGGCCCCCAUUAUAGUCUUGUUCAUGUAGAUGCGUAUAAGCACACACGUGUUCCCUCAGACACACAGGCAUCUGCAUACAUGUAUUUCCUUUGGGACAGCUCCCAAGAAUAGCUGAGUGGAAGAGUUCUAUUAUCAAGGGGGCUUGGCCAUCUCCCUGCACAAAAAUGGGGUGGCUUUGCUACAGUGCCUAUAGUUCCAGCAUUUGGGAGAUGGAGGCAGGAGAAUCAAGAGUUCAAGGUUAUCCUUGGCUACUCACCAAGUUUAAAGU
Messenger RNA from Arvicanthis niloticus (Nile rat), 1594 nucleotides. It is a transcript of the gene Myd88, whose product is annotated as MYD88 innate immune signal transduction adaptor. Gene Ontology annotation, cellular component: plasma membrane. NCBI's taxonomy places the organism in Eukaryota, Metazoa, Chordata, Mammalia, Rodentia, Muridae. Gene Ontology annotation, molecular function: TIR domain binding; Toll-like receptor binding. Gene Ontology annotation, biological process: toll-like receptor 4 signaling pathway; positive regulation of canonical NF-kappaB signal transduction; Toll signaling pathway. The record is from RefSeq and is a predicted model, not a curated record.